CCCAGCUUCCAGGGACCCAGCUUCCAGGGACCCUCACUCAUCCGGUCGCGCCAGUGGAUGAAGGACCUCCAGUCUGGCAACACAGCAGAUGGUGACCACGUCGUGAGCCUUACCUGCGAACAGCUAUUAAGACUCCAGGCUGUUGCCCUUCUCUUGCAAGCUAUUGGCUCUCUUUCUGAGCUACACCACCUGGGCUAUGGGCAUCAGCCUGGCUAGCAGCAAGUCAUGGCGUGUGUGGGAGUUAAAGAGCGACACCAUCAGUGAGGUGUUCAUCGGGCUGUGGGAGGUCCUGUAUUUCCAGAAGAUCAACAUCUCCAGCUCCAAUGUUAAAACACCCGUGUACAGCAUCAUCAACUCCAGCUGGGUUGUCUCAAACGCGAUCUGGUACGGGCAAGACCUGAUACUGCUGUCAAAUUUCAUGAAAUCUGUCGUCAUGGUUUUUGCUACCGUUGCCAUGAUGAUUACUUGGAUCAGAGCCCCGUACCCUGAGUUCCUCCGCUUGUGUUACAACAUCUCCAGCUUUUUCCUGCUCCUCAGCAGUAUCUGCACCCUGACCACGGUAUGCUGGAACUACUCUGCAGAAUUCUAUGGCCAAACCACCCUGGAGUUUCCGGUGGGCUUUCCAAUUGCAAAAGAGCUGAUCACCAAGAAGCGCUUCACCUACGUGUUCCCACUUGGCUUAGCCACUUCCAUCGUCUCGGUGAUCUGUGCCUCCAUGUUCCUCAGUGAAAGCUUUUUACUCCGAGAGUGGAUCCAAGAAGUGUUGAACGACUUGGCCUCCUCCUCCCCAGUCUUGAGCUAAGUGGGUGGUGCACUGUUUACAGUGGCUGCCCAUAGCUUUCUUGAAGAGCAGUCCAUGUGCACGUAAUAUUGUCACUAUCCUGGUGGCAUUUGAAAUAAAACAUCUCUGCUCAUGCA
Erinaceus europaeus (western European hedgehog) is the source of this 918-nucleotide messenger RNA. RefSeq lists its product as uncharacterized. The coding region runs from base 197 to 802 and encodes 201 amino acids. The transcript has 2 exons. NCBI's taxonomy places the organism in Eukaryota, Metazoa, Chordata, Mammalia, Eulipotyphla, Erinaceidae. The record is from RefSeq and is a predicted model, not a curated record.